This is a messenger RNA of Physella acuta, 19126 nucleotides long. RefSeq lists its product as uncharacterized. The record is from RefSeq and is a predicted model, not a curated record. Lineage: Eukaryota; Metazoa; Mollusca; Gastropoda; Physidae.
UGCUAGGUCAAACGGUGGAUUCUCAAAUGUUAAACAUUGAAAUUUUUUAAAGUUAGGUUAAAUAUUUGAAUUCCUAAAAUGCAAUGCGUAAUAUGCAACUUGAUUAAGGUACAGUUGAUACGAAUUACGGCGAAUUUAUUUUUUAAAAAUUGUAUAAAAUUUCAAAUGAAUAAACUGCUAACAGGAAUUUGAAUUGCUGAUGAAGUUAUGUAUGUGAAGUGGUUUCUGACGUUCCGUUAAAAAGUUGCAGACGACAAUAGGAAUUGUUUCGGGGCAGGUAACAUACCGGGGCAGACACACUUCUGCUGCAGUCACUCCGGUAAACAGAAAAACUGUGCUCGGUUUUUUUAGAGUAAACAAAACAAAUAAAUCAUUGUUUACAUACUUUUGGUGAACCCCGUUGAAAGCUGUGUGUAUUAUGGUUAGUACAUGCAAGGACACUUAUUUUUAUUGUUUUAUUUAAAGAAAUUAACUCUAAAUUUGUGUUUUUUAAAAUUGAAAUCAUAAUUUAAAAAUACUUUUAUGAACUUGUGAGGAUAAUAUAAAGUAAUUAGAAUUUUUUAUACUAGAUUUUUUUUGUGCCUGUUUGGAAAACUAAGAAUUUAAUAGGAUGCAGGCACUAAUAUAUCAUUUCUUCGGAUGUUAAUUUGAAUGAUGUAGCGUUGAAAAUGCACCAGACUUAAUGUGUACAGCAUUUGUUAGCAGUAUAAAAUCACCGGAGUACCAGCACCAUGUUGACAUAAGACAAUCCUACCCAGGGCUGCGGAUUAAAUCAUUUGAUUAGUGUACGGUUUGUUUUGAGAGAUUUGGAUUAACAAUGAAAUCCGUCUUGACUUGCAAUGUGUUUUCUUAUAAGUUAUUUUUAUUCUUGAUGGGAUUAGCUUGUCUGCUGGACUUCACGAAGGGAGCUGGCUUUAAAGAAUCCUGUUCAACCGACGCCGACUGUAAAGCGACCAAAGGCUCAUCUUGUCGGCCUAACGGCUGUCAAGGCUACAGGUGUCUAUGUAACAAAGGUCUAGUCUACGACAGAAGGGCUGUCGAGUGUCAAAAAGGCGUUGGUAUAGGGGACUCGUGCAUCAACAAUGAAAAAUGUCUGUCUGUCAUGGCCAUAUGUCAGACUGGCAUAUGCAAAUGCCAGGUGCACUUCCGGUAUGUCGAAGAGUUCCAGAAAUGUUCCUUCCCCACGGGCAACGUCAUUGGAGAGCUUUGUGUCACGAAGGAAAACUGCACAGACCCAAACGCCAAUUGCGUGAACGGCUACUGCGCAUGCGGACCCGGAUACCGCGUGAAGACGGAAGAAGAGUAUUGGAUAGACCCCAUGGAUCCGAACGAGUGCAUCGCCCAGGACUACUCUUUGUACUACUGCAGUGGAGCAUACGUCACUCCUGUGCCACCAAAAGCUCCAAUCCUGGCCGGAGAACCGUGUACCGGACCCAACCAAUGCGUGGCGUUUGCAUACUGCACGGCCAACAUCAGCGGCGUGUGUCUCUGCGACAGCAACCACUACAACGACGCCGGCACGUGCUAUGAGCGGCGCAAGGCCGGCGGUGCCUGUUUCGGUACCGGUCAGUGCGUCAUCAACUCGGAGUGUUCCUCCACCAUGGGCGGCACCUGCGACUGUAGGUCCGGCUACUACGCCAGCGGAGGGGUGUGUCUGGAAGCCAUCUGGCCACAGUUCGCCUGUACCGACUACGGUCAGUGUGUGGACAACGCUGAGUGCGCCGUGGGAGCCUCCGGUGUGUGCGAGUGUUUUGAAGGUUUCUUCCCCAACGUCACCGUCUGCUUGCCAGCUAUCCCAGCCGGCAAGUCUUGUUCAGCUCCUGGCCAAUGUGUGGCCAACGCCGAGUGCAUGAGCAAUACGUGUGUUUGUGAUAAGGGCUUCUACAACUUCAACGGUGUGUGCCGUGUGGCCAAGAGAGUCGGUGAAGCGUGUCGGAGCACAGUGGAGUGUGUCCAGCACUCCCAGUGCUCCAGAGCGGCCAACUACAAGUGUGCGUGUGACGCACAGUACUACCCAUUGAGUGGAUUCUGCGAGAAGAAGAUACCCCCGGAGAAGCCGUGCCCGUUUAAAGGCGCGUGUGUGCAGUACGCUGAGUGCGAUGCGGCGAAGGACGGCACGUGCAAAUGCAACGCUGGAUUUUUUCCUGUGCGGGAACAGUGUAAGACGGAGAUCGAUGCCGGACUGCCGUGUCCUAAACUGGGCACGUGCGUGGCCAACGCAGAGUGCACGGACAGCUCAGGAGGGACGUGCAACUGCACCAAAGGAUAUUUCAACGACAACGGCGUGUGUAAGGCUCAGAUCCCCGUGGGUCAGCAGUGUACCGGAAGUGGUCAGUGUGUGGUCAACGCCGAGUGCCAGACGCCGUUCGGUGGACUGUGCACGUGCAAUGAGCAGUACUACGCGGCUGGUCCUAACAACGGCCAGUGCUUUCCUUACAAGAAACCUGGGCAGGUGUGCUUGCCUGACGACAGGUGCAUCAAGAACUCCUACUGCGAUGAUGCGGUCAAGGGCAACUGUGAGUGCGGCGUCGCCUACUACGCCACGCCCGAGAAAUGCGAGCCCAGGAUCAAACCCAACAAAACCUGUCCGGGUAUAGACACGUGCAUCAAGAACGCCGAGUGCACCAACGGUGUGUGUGAGUGCACCGACGGCUACGUGGCGUGGGAGGAGAAGUGCCAGGUUCGGAUCCCGGUGCCGAAGGCGUGCGUGGCUGAAGGUCUCUGUGUAGUCAACGCCGAGUGCAGCGGCGGCACCUGCUCCUGUCUGGCAGGCUACUACGUCAAGGCAGGGAACUGCUUGCCUCUGGUCAACUCCACCCAGCCUUGCCACGACGGGGCUGGAACCUGCGUCGCCCACGCCGAGUGUGUGGGCGGGAGGUGCGUCUGUGACUCCGGCUACUACCCCAAGAGCGGCGGCUGCUUCCCUCUGAUCGUCCCCUCACAGCCCUGCGACGCCAUCGGCCAGUGCGUCACCAACGCGGAGUGCCAGAACGGGGAAUGCAAGUGUAACGAUGGUUACUACGCUAAAAAUAACUCCUGCCCGGCUCUAGUGCCGUCAACGAAACCCUGCGAUGCCGUGGAUGUUUGCGUGCGUAACGCCCAAUGCCAAGCUGGGGCGUGUGUCUGUGAUCAAGGCUACUUCCCCAAAAACGGCGCCUGCAAUAAACUCAUCGACCCCACCAAACUGUGCGACGGUGCGGGGCAGUGCAUCGCCAACGCGGAGUGCGUAGAGACGGUGUGCACGUGCAAUGCGGAUUAUUUCGUCAAGAAUGAGUUCUGUGAGGUGCGGUCCAACGCGAGCGCGCCCUGCCAGAACUUCCCCGGGGAGUGCGUCAACCACGCCAGGUGUGUGGCAGGUAAAUGCACCUGUGACGUCAACUUCUACGCUAAAGAUGGCGCCUGCAGGGUUGUCAACAACGCCACCCAGCCCUGUGAGGGCGGGAUCAGCGGUGAGUGCACGGACAACGCGCAGUGUGUGGGCGGGGCUUGUGCCUGCGACCUGAACUACUACAACCGCCAGGGCAAGUGUCAGCCACUGAUCAACGCGAGCAAGCCGUGCGAGGGCGUGGCCGGGGAGUGCGUGAGUGACGCGGCAUGCAGGGACGGGAAGUGCCAGUGUAAUGUCGGCUUCUACCCAAAGGCUGGGCUGUGCCAGACACUGAUCAAUGCAACACAGCCGUGCGACAACACACCUGGCGAGUGUGUUCAGCACGCCUCGUGUGUAGCCGGGGCGUGCGCCUGUGCGGCGGGCUACUACAACAAGAACGGCCAGUGUAACGUGCUGGUCAACUCGACACAGCCGUGUGACGGCACGCCGGGCGAGUGUGUCGCUAACGCUAAGUGUGACGGGAAGGUUUGCUCAUGUCUAGAGGGCUACUACGCUAAGCAGGGCAAGUGCGAAGUACUUCGGAAAGUCCCGGAGAGUUGCGAAAAUAUCGCAGGAGAAUGCGUGGAAUCGGCGUCUUGUGUUAAUGGGAAAUGUCAAUGUGAUGAAGGGUUUUUUGUCAAAGAUGGGGUUUGUUUACAGAAGAAAAAUGCCACAGAGAAAUGCCAAAACAUUCCUGGGGAAUGUGUCAACUUUGCAUCAUGCCAAGCUGGCGUCUGCACCUGCAACAACGGGUACUACUCAAGGUUGGGGAUAUGCCAGGAAAAGAUAAAUGCGACACAACUUUGUGAAGAUUUGCCUCUAGAGUGCACAGAAUUCGCCACUUGUGUGAAUGGAAGAUGUCGCUGUGACGAAGGGUACUAUGCUAAAUUUGGUACCUGCAAAGUCACAAUCCCAAGCAAAAAUACUUGCGAAGGAAUUCCAGGUGAAUGUACAACUAAUGCCCUGUGUGAGAGUGGUAUUUGUGUUUGUAACAAUGGAUAUUAUCCCAAGGCUGGCAAAUGUGAACAGAAAAUCAGAGCCAAAUCUCCAUGUGAAAACAUUUCUGAGGAAUGUGUCACAAAUGCAGAGUGUGUAUCAGGGAAAUGUGAGUGUGUUAAAGGCUACUUCCCCAAGGAUGGCUACUGCAGUGGGCUAAUCAACGCCACACAGCCUUGUGAGGAGGCAUUGGGAGGCUGUGUGGCCAAUGCUAAGUGCAUCAACUCGCUGUGUUCCUGUAUUGAUGACUACUACGCUAAACUUGGCCAGUGUCUUCCAGUCAUACCUGCUAAAGACCAAUGUGAGGGUAUACCAGGGGAGUGUACUGACUACGCCAACUGCAGCGGUGGAUCCUGUGUCUGUGUCCCCGGCUACUACGCCAAGCAAGGACUGUGUAAGGAAAACAUCAACGCCACACUCCCCUGUGAGGGGAUUAGUGGGGAGUGUGUCACCCAUGCAGCCUGUGUGGGGGCCGCAUGCAUCUGUAAUGAGGGCUACUAUGCAAGAAAAGGACUCUGUGAGAAGAAAAUUAACUCGUCGUCUAAAUGUGAAGGGGUUCCUAACGAGUGUGUUGACCAUGCUGUGUGCGAUGUCAAAGGCACAAUGCUGUGUUCAUGUGUUGAGAACUACUAUGCUAAAAAUGGAACGUGUCAGAAGAAUAUCAACGCAAGCAAGCCUUGCGAGGGCUUGCCGAACGAGUGCGUCAAGAAUGCAAAUUGUGAAAAAGGGGUAUGUGAAUGUGAAUACAGUUAUUACAAUCGUUUAGGGCUGUGUAAAGUUCUGCUUAACGCUACAUCACCAUGUGAGGGCAUUCUUGGUGAGUGUGUCAGUUUCGCUUCCUGCAUAGGGGACAUCUGUCUGUGUGAUGACAACUACUUCGCUAAACUUGGACAGUGUUACGUUAUAAAGAAUUCUACAGAACCUUGUGAAGGAUACGCUAAUGAAUGCACAAAAAACGCAGGAUGUGUUGCUGGUAAAUGUAUUUGUAAUGAAGGUUUCUAUGAUAAAUAUGGGAGGUGCGAAGGUCUGAAGAACGCAACAGAGCCGUGUGAGAAUAUAACAGGAGAGUGUACCAAACAUGCUCAAUGUAUUAAUGGAAUCUGUGAAUGCUUAGACGGAUUUUUCCCUAAAAAUGGAACUUGUCAGGUAGUGAAGAAAGCAGAGGAGACAUGUGAUGGUGGAGUUACAGGGGAGUGUGUGCCCAACUCUAAGUGCUUGAAAGGAAGUUGUUUGUGUGACCCUGGCUACUACGCUAAACUUGGUUCAUGUAAUGUUCUUAUAAAAGCUCAGAACCCUUGUGAGGGGAUUCCCAAUGAGUGUACACAGUUCGCUGAGUGCGUGAUGGGGAAGUGUACAUGUGUAGACUGGUUCUAUUCUAAAGAAGGAGAUUGUAACCCGUUAAUAAACGCAACAAACAAUUGUGAAUACACCCCUGGGGAGUGUGUCAGUAAUGCUACUUGUAUCGACAACUCCUGUCUAUGUGAUAAAGGCUACUACGCAAAAGACGGGCUUUGCUUCACACAUAUCCCUGCUCUAAAGCCAUGCGACUUUACCCCCAAUGAGUGUGUGGAGAAUGCGGACUGCGACCCAGACAUUUUGAUGUGUAGGUGUGGUAUUGAUUUUUACGAUCAAAACGGAACUUGUUUUGCCUUGAAAAAUGUGACAGAUACUUGUAUGGAAACACGUCAGUGUAUCCCCAACUCACAUUGUGAGGGAGGGGUGUGUGUCUGUGAUAACGGCUACUAUGAGAUGAAUAACGUGUGCCACAUGCUGGUCAAUGCUACCCUGCCGUGUACACUGACCAAGCAGUGUGUGAACCACAGCACGUGUAAGUCGGGUGUGUGCUCCUGUGACCUGGGAUACUUCCCUAAAGAUGGACAGUGCCAUGUGUGGCGCAAUGCCUCAGAUUCCUGCGACUCUCGUGGUCAGUGUGUGCCAAAUGCUGAAUGUGAGGAAACCAAUGGAGGAAUGUGUAUGUGCUUUGAUGGCUACUACAACCUGAAAGGCAGCUGCUUGCCUGUGUUGAAUGCCACAGUCAAUUGCAGUGAACUGGACACAUGUGUGGACAAUGCUGUGUGCCACUGGAACACUACAGGAAAAUGUGAAUGUCUACAUGACUUCUAUGUUGAUGAUGGUCUCUGUAAGAAAAGGAUUGUCCCCAAAGAUAAAUGCACAGGUAUCGGGCAGUGUAUUGAUAAUGCUGAAUGUAUCGGGCAGUGUAUUGAAAAUGCUGAAUGUAUCGGGCAGUGUAUUGAUAAUGCUGAAUGUAUCGGGCAGUGUAUUGAUAAUGCUGAAUGUACAUCACCUGUGCCAACGGGCAUCUGUCAGUGCAAUGAAGGAUAUUUUGUGAAGAAUUCCCUGUGUAAUCCACUGAUCAACGCCACCCAGCCAUGUGGGGGUCCAGGGGAGUGUGUGCCCCAUGCCCUGUGUAACAAUGCCACUGCCAAAUGUGAGUGCUUCAGGGGAUACUAUACAGAAAGUGGCCUGUGCCACAUAUUGAAGAAAGUAGAUGAGCCUUGUCAGAGAGAUGAGCAGUGUGUGAAAAGUGCUGAAUGUGUCCCAGCCAAAGAUGGCUUCUGCCAGUGUGUGGAUGGGUACUAUGACGAGGCAGGGAACUGUUUCAAGUGGAAGGUGCCAGGUCAAGGCUGUCUAGCAUACCACCAGUGUGUACCUAACUCAAACUGUAGCGCCACCAUUGGAGGGUUGUGUACCUGUGAUCCUGGGUACUUUGCCUCCAACAACACCUGUGAGAAGUUGAGGAAAGAGGGAGAGACGUGCAGUGCUACAGAACAGUGUAUACUAAAUGCUGUGUGUAAUAAAGGGAAAUGUAGCUGUGAGGAUGAAUAUUUCCCAUUGAAUGGUAACUGUUUACUGAGGAUCCGUGCCCGCCAAGAGUGUAAUGGUACUGGUCAGUGUGUGGCUAAUGCUGAGUGUGCCACCCUGACCUCUGGAAUGUUCUGUAAGUGUGAUGCUGGGUACUACAAUGACUCAGAGGGACAGUGUGCAGGAAUCAUCAAGCCCAACCAAGCAUGUACAGGCAAAGGUCAGUGUGUGGCCAAUGCCGAGUGUUCCCACGAUGUCUAUGGCUCCUGUAUCUGUGACCCCAGGUACUAUGUGGAGGACAGGAAGAAAUGUACACUCAAGAAACCUCCUCUCACAGUCUGUGUCGAGUCUGCUGAGUGUGUCUGGAACGCCAGCUGUCUAACAGCACAGUGCACCUGUGACCCAGGUUUUUUCCCUACAGAGAAAGACUGCCAGCCCUUGCUAGAUGUGGGCACACCCUGCACUGCAGCAGGCCAGUGUAAGAAUCUAUCUGAAUGCUCUACUACCAAAGGUGGGACAUGCACCUGUGUGAAUGGCUACUACAGGGAUGACAUUUUCUGUCUUAAAAAAGUGGAAGAGGGCCAGCUGUGUAACGAAACAAAACAGUGUGUGGACUUUUCUGUUUGUCAGCCUGCCAGAGCUUCCUCAGACUUCCACUGCUCCUGUAUUGUGGGAUAUUAUCCUUCGGAUGGCCACUGUUAUCCACAAAUUGAUGCAGGGAAUCCGUGUAACAGGUCGAUCCAGUGCACUACCAAUGCUGCGUGUGCUAGCCGCUUUGGUGGCCCAGACAUCUGUGUCUGUGGUGUGGACUACUACCAGUCCAAUGGCAAGUGUAAGGCCUUGAUUGCUGCUGACCUGCCCUGUAAGACCAACGCCAUGUGUACCCACAAUUCCACUUGCACACCUGACAUUCCAGAGAGCUUGUGCAGAUGUAACCCAAACUUCUACAAAGAGCGUGGUCUGUGUCGGCCUGAAAUCCCAGCAGGUUUUGAGUGUAAUAAAACAGAGCAGUGCACAAGUUUCUCUGUCUGUGUCCUCAAUAGCACCAGUGGACAGAAGGAGUGUAGUUGUAAUGAGCCCUACUACAAUGAAGAUGGAAAGUGUUUGAAAGACCUGACAGUUGGCACCAUGUGUGACGCCACGUACAAGUGUACGUCACACGCCACCUGCAGCUUCAACGGGUUCAUCCUGACCUGUACGUGUGACCCCGGGUACUUUGAGAAAGGUGGCAUGUGUGAGAGGAGGAAAAAUGUCACCAACCCCUGCACAGCACCUGGCCAGUGUAUAGAGGGGGCAGAGUGCAAGCUCGUUGGUCUCAGAGCUGAGUGCCAGUGUCUCCCAGACUACUUCCAGCAGGAUCUGACCUGUGUCAAGAGGAUCCCCCCCAGUGAGCUGUGCUCCGGCCUGGGCCAGUGUGUGAAGAAUGCUGAGUGUAAGACAGAGAACAGCACUGGAGUCUGUACAUGCAACACAGGAUUCUACCAAGUGGGCGAGGCUUGCUCUAAGCUGAUUGAUGCGGGGGAGGAGUGCCAUGUUGAUGGCUCCUGUGUACCCAAUGCCUUCUGUGAGGCUGUACCAGGGGGCAAGAUCUGCCAGUGCCAUGAGGACUACUACCAGGAGGGACCAAAGUGUCUGAAGAGGAUCAGCGCCACCUUGCCCUGUAUCAGAAUUGACCAGUGUAUCGCUGACGCUGACUGUGUCCGUGAGAGUGUACGUGGUGGCCGCGCCACUUUCACUUGCAGGUGUAAGGAAGGAUUCUACACGUCAGACCAGAAGCAGUGUGAGGUCUUGAAGAACGCCACCCUGCCUUGUACGGCUAAGGGUCAGUGCAUACCUGGUGCGGAGUGUAUCGGAACCACAGGUAACCAGACGUGUACCUGCACUGAAGAUUUCUACCAGGAAGAUUCGUUAUGUCACAGACUUAACAACGCCAGCCAGUCUUGUUCCAAUAAAGGCCAGUGUAUACCCAACGCUGAGUGUGUUGGGUUUUCACCUGGCGUGAAUGGAUCGUGUACCUGUAACCCAGGAUACUACCAGGACGGUACAGAGUGUAAGGUGUUGAUCAAUGCCACCUUGCCGUGUGUGGACACCUACCAGUGCAUCAACGGGGCGUCCUGCCAGGAUGUGAAAGGCAGGCGUAAGUGUGUUUGUGACAAGGAGUUCUUUGAAGAUGAGAUGAUAUGCAAGCCCUUGUUGAAUGCCAGCAGUCCUUGCUUCAGGCCUGGCCAGUGUAUCCCUGGUGCAGAGUGUGUCACAGACCUAUCUAACCCAGGCUCUAAAGUCUGUAACUGUACUACAGGUUUCUACGAGGACAGUGGUCACAUUUGUCAGGAGUUAAUCAAUGCUAGUUCCCCUUGUGAUGCAGACUUCCAGUGUAUUAGAGGAGCGGAGUGUAAGGAAAUAGCCCCGGGGGUGAAGAAUUGUGUUUGUAAAGCUGAUUCUUAUUACGAAGACAGCACCAAUAAAUGCCAGCUGCUCAUCAACUCCAGCAGUCCCUGCACUAAUGUAGGACAGUGCGUACACGGGGCAGAGUGCCAGGUGAAUAAAACCACAGGGGUCAGGAGUUGUACAUGUUUGACUGGUUAUUACGAAGACCCCCUUGAUACUUUGUGUAAGGUGUUAAAAAACGUGACGACUCCUUGUGAGUGGAAUGGUCAAUGUGUGACAGGAGCCUUGUGUGUGAGCAGUGGCAACCAGUCUUCGUGUGUUUGUAUAGAUGAGCAGUACUACGAGGAGAACAAUAUCUGUAAGGUCAGGAUCAAUGCCACCUCUCCAUGCUCAGACAGCAGGCAGUGUAUCAAAGGUGCAUCUUGUGCUAGAAAUGGGACAGACAUGAAGUGUGAGUGUGUGGAUGGAUAUUACAUGGACCAGUUCUUGUGCCAUCCACUUAUCAACGCAUCCAAUCCAUGUGCUGGAAAAGGUCAGUGUGUCAAAGGUGCAGAAUGUCAAGGCCAAGCUGGCAACUCUAGUUGUGUCUGUUUGCCAGAUUUUUACCAGGAUGGGUUAAAAUGUGAACCUUUGAAGAAUGCUUCAACUCCAUGUGUAGAGAGCAGGGAGUGCAUCAAGGAGGCGGAGUGUAAGCUGGAGCCCUUCAGCAUGCAGUGGGUGUGUCAGUGUAGGAAGGGAUUCUAUGAAGAUGACAGUCUGUGUAAGGUGGUCAUCAACGCCACGCUGCCGUGUACAGGUGUUGGUCAAUGUGUAGAUGGCGCUGAGUGUGCUGAUCAAGAUGGCGCAGGGAAAAGUUGUCAGUGUCUUGACACCCACUACACUGAGGGUUUGAGCUGUUUGUUGCUGAAGAAUGCUUCUAAUGACUGUGAUAGAGAUGAGCAGUGUAUUCCCGGGGCUUUGUGUAAGGAUAUGUCCAACACAACAUCUGGUCCAGUGUGUGUGUGCCAGGAAGGAUUCUACCAGAAGGGGGAUUUGUGCUACAGGCUGAUUAACGCCACAGAGGCCUGUGAACCAGGAGACGAGUGCGUCUCUGGCGCCAGGUGUAGCCUCGCAGGACAUAACGGCACCUGCCAGUGUGUCAAGGGGUUCUACAGAGAAGGGAAGGCCUGCCUGGUGUUGAAGAACGCCACUGAGGACUGCAUGUCUGAUGUCCAGUGUGUUGAGGGCGCCAGGUGUCUCAGACCUAUGGAUGCCCAGACUUGCACUUGUGUGGGGGAGUAUUUCCAGUACGACAAAAUCUGCAAGAAAUACGUCAACGCUACCGACCCGUGUGACAGCAAGGACAAGUGUGUGAAAAAUGCUGUCUGUGCUGUAAAUGUAUUUAGCCAGUCUUUCUGCGAGUGCUUGCCUGAUUAUUAUGAAGAAAAUGAAUUCUGUGUGAAGCGAAUAAACGCAGGGUUAACCUGCGCUAAAAAUGGUACAUGCACCAUCGGAGCAGAGUGUUCAUCUAACCUUGUGUGUGAGUGUACACCAGAAUACUACCAGCAAGGGGCUGUGUGUACCCCCCUGAUCAACGCCACCCUACCCUGUGACAUGACGGCCCACUGUGUGGAGAACGCCAUCUGCACCGGGCUCCCCACUACCUGUCAGUGCCAGAAGGAAUUCUUCGAGACAAACGGCAAGUGUAAGAAAAGUAUAGACGCAGGAGACUUGUGUCCCAGAGUUGGAACCUGCACAUCCAAUGCUGAGUGCAACAUCACAGGAACUGGCGUUUGUGAGUGUCUCAAAGGGUUUUAUGAGGACCAAGGGGACUGUAAGGAGCUGGUUAAGGUGGAUAAUCCAUGUUCAGGGCCUGGCCAGUGUGUAGCUAAUGCUACAUGUGAGCCCCCUCUGUUACAAUGUCAGUGUAGGCCAGGAUUUUACUCCCAUGAAGGUCUGUGUUUCUUGUUGAGAAAGCCAAAAGAAAACUGUACCUCCAGCAAGCAAUGUGUGGACAACGCUGUCUGUUCUGGAAGUCCAGCGCCAGCUUGUGAAUGUCUCCCAGAUUUCUACAUGUUAGGUGGUGUUUGUGAAAGACGCAUCAACUCCUCCCAGAUGUGUAACUCCAGCUCCCAGUGUGUGCACAACGCCACGUGUUACGGAGACGCCGAAACCAAGAACUGCAAGUGUGACCCAGGGUUCUAUGAAAGACAAGGUCUGUGUCACGUUGUCAUUAAACCUGACCACCCUUGUGAGCCUGGGCUGGUCUCACAGUGUGUCGACAACGCUGAAUGUCACACAGGUUCUCAACUCUGCAAGUGUCACCCAGACUUCUACAAUGAGACGGACCAGUGCGUCAAGCUUAAAGUAUCUGAAGAACCUUGCACUGAAACAAGACAGUGUGUUAAGAACGCGACGUGCUCAAUCACGACACAUCAGUGUAAAUGUGAUGUUGGUUUCUACCCUGAUAAAAACGGCCACUGUCAGGGUUUGAUUGAGACAGGCCAGGCUUGUAAUGAAAGCCUACAGUGUACAUACAACGCCAGCUGUUCCGUCCUCAACAAGCUGUGUGAAUGUGACCUUGGCUUCUACAACACCUCAGGUCACUGUGAGAAGUUGGUGGACGCAGGGGUGUCGUGUAAUGACAGCAGACAGUGUACAUUCAACUCCACAUGCUCACCCACCUCCAAGACUUGUGAAUGUGGGAGAGAUUUUUACAACAACAACGGCAAAUGUGAUGAACUGUUGAGGAUCAAAAGUGGUUGCUAUGAUACCAGACAGUGCACCCAUAAUGCUGAGUGCUCUCCCAUGACAUCAGAAUGUGAAUGUUUUGUUGGUUACUAUGACGACAGCACAGGGCUGUGCCAGGAUUUGAUAAAAUCUGGAGUCAAAUGUACAGAAACACGCCAGUGUACGUUUAAUUCGACCUGCUCUCCACAGACUGGUAGGUGUGAGUGUAACCUGGGGUUUUAUAAAAACUCAAACCAAGACUGUGAGGAGCUUGAAAAAGUAGGAUCGCCAUGCAACGAAACAAUUCAAUGCACAUUUAAUGCUAACUGCAGUGAGGAUAAGACAGGUGUUAGAAGAUGUCAGUGUGAGUAUGAUUAUUAUGACACAGACGGUAAAUGUGUUGGCCUGAUCCCUGCGUCCAAACCAUGCAACCAGACACGCCAGUGUACCCAUAACUCAAAGUGCGAUCCAGUAUCAGCCCAAUGCAAAUGUGAUAAGGGCUACUACGAGGACACCUCUGGGAAGUGCACCAAGCUAAUUCUGGCAGGGGUCCUGUGUAACUCAUCCAGCCAGUGUACAGACUUUGCCAACUGCGAGGGGGACCCUGCUACCUGCGAGUGUAUUGACGGCUACUUCAGCAUGCUGGGCUACUGCACUGACCUGCUCAAGGUAGACCAGACCUGUAACGACACACAACAGUGUGUGGCUGAUGCUGACUGUGUUGUACACGCCAACGGUCAGAAGUCAUGUCAGUGCCAUGUGGAUUUCUACAGUGACAAUGGUGUCUGUCAUGAGAAGAUCAAAGCUGGGGUUAACUGCACUGACAGCCGACAGUGUGGGAACUUCUCAAUCUGCUCACCUACAUCAGGCACGUGCGAGUGUUUGAGUGAGUACUACAACGACACAGGCACCUGUUACAAGCGCCUCCCUGUGGAUGAGAAAUGCAGCCAGACGUACCAGUGUACUCACUACGCCAACUGCAGCGCUAAAGGUGUGUGCGAGUGCUCACCUACGCACUACAACACAAGUGGGGUGUGUAAGGAACGUGUGGGGGCAGAGGAAACCAAAUGCGAGAACAGCCAUCAAUGUAUUCAAAACUCUGUCUGCGAUAUUGCAACCGGUACUUGUAAGUGCCUUCCUGACUUCUACGACCAAAAUAGCCAGUGUGUCCAACGUAUCGAGGCUUAUGAUAAAUGUAACCAAACAAAACAAUGUACACAAAACUCAAACUGCACACAGCGAGGUGUGUGCGAGUGCCACAGUAAUUUUUACAACACUACUGGCAAAUGUGUGGAGAGGAUCAAGACAGAUAACUCUUGCCAGACAACCCAUCAGUGCACGCUCUUCAGUAUCUGUGAUGAAAAAGCUGGAGUGUGUAAAUGUCUACCUGACUUCUACAACACAUCUGGGGAGUGUGUCAAGAGGGUGGAAACAGAUGCCAAGUGCACACUAACGCACCAGUGCACCCACUUUGCCACCUGUGAGUCGCCUGGUGUGUGUAAGUGUCUGCCCAACUACUACAACACCUCUGGGGUAUGCGUAGAAAGAAUCCCAGUCCAGCAGUCCUGCAACUCUUCCCAUCAGUGUACCCUGUUCUCAAACUGUUCCAAAGACGGAGUCUGCCAGUGCUUCCCAGAUUAUUACAACUCAUCUCUUGAAUGUGUGAAGCGUGUACCAGCAGAGAAAUCAUGCGCUGACACGCACCAAUGCACGCUGCAUUCCUUAUGCCACCCUGUCACCAAAACAUGUCAAUGUGAGCCAUCAUACUACAACGAACAGGGUACGUGUUUACUCAGGCGUGAAGCAGAAGGCCAAUGUAAGGCCACGUAUGAAUGUACACACAACUCCACAUGUGUUAUGGGGGUGUGUAAGUGCCAGCAUCAAUUCUACAAUGAAUCAGGGGUGUGUUCAUUGCGUGUAGAAGCUGAAGCAGCGUGUAACCACACAUACCAGUGUACCCACAAUUCCCAGUGCGAUGAGGUCAAGGACGUGUGCAGGUGUUUACCCUCCUUCUAUAAUGAGAGUGGUGUGUGUAAGCCCAGGAUACUGACAGACAGCAAGUGUAAGGAAAGCUACGAGUGUACACAUCACUCACUGUGCUCACCUAUCACAGGUACGUGUAAGUGUGUAGAUGAGUACUACAACCAGACAGGCAUGUGCAUCAUACGAGUCAACGAGAGCGCCCCCUGUGUGACGACUCACCAAUGCACACAACAUGCUUUCUGUGACAGGUACACUGACACCUGCCUCUGUCACCCAGACUUCUACAGCAGCUCCGGCCAAUGCUUGGACAGGAAACUGACCGGUGUCAUAUGCGUGACGACCCACGAGUGCACGCACCACUCCUCGUGUGAACAGGACACCAACACCUGUGAGUGCCACCCGUCUCACUACAACAUGUCUGGCUUGUGCUACGAACGCCUGGAUGUAGGAAAACUCUGCCAGGAGACCCAUCAAUGUACUCACAACUCUUUCUGUGACCCCACCAGUAAGAAAUGUGAAUGUUUCACAGAUUUUUACAACGAUAAAGGUAAAUGUGUUACAAGAAUCAAAGCAGAAGAGGACUGUACUGGUACGUAUCAGUGUACCCAUAAUUCAACUUGUUCUAAACUGGAGGACGUAUGUAAGUGUUUACCUGGUUUCUAUAACAACGCUGGCAGCUGUGUAUCGCGUAUUGGUGCGGGUGACACCUGUAACCACACUGACCAGUGUACCCACAAUUCAGUUUGUUCAGGAGAAACAGGCGUGUGUCAGUGUUUUCAUGAGUACUUCAACGAGUCUGGGGAGUGUAAGCCUCGCAAACAAGCCCAGGUUGCCUGUCAGGAGUCGUACCAGUGUACCCAUAAUGCAGUCUGCGACCCUGGAACCAAAACUUGUAAGUGUCUAGAGAACUUCUACAACGAAACAGCUGGCAACUGUCUCCCUAGGAUCAGAUCCAGCGCCAAAUGUCUGUACACAUACCAGUGUGUUCACAACGCACUCUGUGACCUGUUCACAACAAAGUGCAUCUGUCUGGACGAGUUCUACGACACACCUGAAGGCCACUGUGUCACCAGGUUCAAAGUGGACUCACCCUGCAAUACAACUGACCAGUGCACGGCCAACGCAGUGUGUGACGCAGCGACGCACACAUGUAAAUGUAAAGAGUCCCAUUACAACGAGUCAGGGUUAUGUAUCACGAGACUGUCUGUAGGGGACAACACCAAACCACCUGACACCUGCCUCAACACCUACCAGUGCACCCACAAUGCAACCUGCCACCCCUACUUGAGGAAGUGUGAGUGCCUCCCACACUUCUACAACGAGAGUGGGUUCUGCAAGGACAGAAUCACAGCUGGGAACUACUGCAGGGAGGACUACCAAUGUACCCUCAACUCUACCUGCAACCUGCUAGCCAGGCAGUGCCAGUGUUUACAUGGUUACUAUGACGACAAGAGUGGGCUGUGCCAGGUGAAGCUUGUUGCGGGGGCCUCUUGUAAUGAGACUCACCAAUGCACAUUUGAUGCUGACUGUGUGGCCCCUAAGGUGAAGCCCCGCCCCUUCUACAACUCGACCAGUGGGGUGGUGGUGGAUGCUGGUAGUGACCUGACCUGCCAGUGUAGGGAUUUGUUCUACCAGAAUGGAACCAAGUGUCAUCCAUCCAAGGGCCCAGGUAAACCUUGUACAGGCUUUGGCCAGUGUGUCCACAAUGCAGAGUGCCAGACCCCUUAUGGGGGUCUCUGUAUGUGUGCUGAGACCCACUACCCAGAGGGGGACGCGUGUCCGCCUAGAAAACCACCCCUGAUGCCUUGUACCCAAGAUCUACAGUGUGUCUUUAAUGCUACAUGUGACAAGGUUACUGAUGUGUGCAAGUGUAAAAAGGGAUUUUUCGAGACAUCAACUGAAUGUGUGACUAGUGUUCCUGCUGGUAAAAACUGUUCAGCCAUUGGUCAGUGUGUUGACUUUGCUGAGUGCAACUUGGCCAGCCAGACCUGCAUCUGUCUCAGAGACUACUACGAUGCUGGUGGCUCCUGCUACCCCAAGGUACCAGCAGGCAGUCCCUGCACCGGUGCUGGACAGUGCGUGAACAACUCGGUGUGCAACAUGACACAAUCACAGUGCGAGUGUCUGUCUGAGUUCUACAAUGACUACGGCACAUGUAAGAAGAGGAUUGUUGUAGGCAAGUACUGUGACAACUUUGGCCAGUGUGUCCACAACUCCGAGUGUGACAUCCAGACCAGCCUCUGUGUGUGUAACGCUGACUUCUACAGGGCUGGGGAGGAGUGUAAGCCUAGGGUUGAUGCUGGUAAGAACUGCACUCAACUUGGCCAGUGCACACAUUUUGCUGAAUGUAAUUUGUCUAAAAUGGAAUGCUCAUGUAAAGCUGAGUACUACAAUAAUAACGGUCACUGUGACACAAGGAUUAAAGCAGAACAGAAGUGUACAGCGUUAGAUCAGUGUAUAAAGAACUCUGAGUGUAAUUUGACCACUGGUCAGUGUGAAUGUAACAUUGGGUUCUUUGCGAAGAAUGGAGAGUGCAGCGUUCUACUUGACCAUGGGUCAGUGUGCGACAAAGAAGGUCAGUGCAUGUUUAAUUCUUCAUGUGAGUUUGUCAGCAAGUACGUGAAAAACUGUAUCUGCCAUAAGGACUUUUACGUGGACAAAGGCAAGUGUAGAGAAAGGAUAGGAGCCAAGCAGCCGUGUCAGGGAUUUGGUAUGUGUGUGGCUGAUGCUGAGUGCUCAGCCUCAACAAACUUGUGUGAGUGCAAGGCUGGGUUCUACGUCAGCUCCACCAACAGCAGUAAGAGCCUCUGUGUGGAGCUGGUGGACGCAGGCAAGACCUGCUCCCUGCAGGGCACCUGCGUGGCACACGCCACCUGUUCCGCCAACAACACCUGCGAGUGUGACGACGCCUACUUUAAUUUAAACGGCAACUGCAGGUUGUUGACUUUACCAGAACGUCCGUGUGAUAUGUUGACUGACAAGUGUGUUGAGCACGCUGAAUGUGUAAAUGGCAACUCAUCCAGUACCAUAUUUCUAGACCAGUCCAUGGCCUUUUAUCCUCGGUUGAACGCUCAACAAUCAACCACCUGUAAAUGUGUGGACGGUUACUUCCCAUUUAAUGGCCAGUGUGUGCCUGACAAAAAAGCAGGUGAGAAGUGUUGGGGCGUUGGGAUGUGCAUCACCGGGUCAUUCUGCUCCGCCAGCGAUGGCUGGACAUGCAGGUGUGAGGACAGGUAUUACAGAGACGCAGCUGACCUGUGCAGGACUCGCAUCAUAGCUGGGAAAAACUGCUCAGCGCUCGGACAGUGCAUCGCGUUUGCUGAAUGUAACCUGACGUCAUCGACGUGUGUGUGCGACCGCGACUACUACCAAGACAAGCAAGACAAAUGCCAGCCAAGGAUUAGAGCUGAGCUGCCCUGCACUAACAUAGGCCAGUGUAUUCACAACGCUGAGUGCGACGUCAAGACCCUCCAGUGUGUGUGUGCUGCUGGGUACUACAAUGAAGCUGGCUCGUGUCUGGAGAGGAAGAAAGCAGGUCGUGAAUGCGCCCGGCUGGGUCAGUGCGUGGCUAACGCUGAGUGCAACACCACCACAGGGUUCUGCGACUGCAACCUGGGCUACUACAACGAGGCAGGCGCCUGCAGGACUCUAAAACCUGCAGGCGAGGCGUGUAAAUCUUCCAGCCAGUGCACGUUCCAUGCGGACUGUGUCAGCCUGGCCAGUAGCCAGCUGUGUAAAUGUCAGGCGGAUUACUUCCCUGAGCUAGGCAAAUGUCACCUGAAGAUUGGGCCAGGGAUGGAGUGCAGGAACCUGGGUCAGUGUGUCAGUCAUGCGGAGUGUGACCCUGUCUCUUCUGUCUGUGUGUGUGGGAAAGGGUUCUAUGCGGAGGUCUUACAGGGUGAUCCACGAGGAAAAUGUUUACCUUUGAUAAAGGCUGAAGAAAAAUGUACCAGAAAUGGAACAUGCACAGACAACUCUGUUUGUGAUGGUGGUGUGUGUACCUGUGUAGGACCAUACUAUGCCAGAGAUGGGAGCUGUAACAACUUCCUCAAGCCUGGCACCCCCUGUGAUGACAAGGACACCUGCGUGGAGCUCAGCUCCUGUGAGAAAGUCUCCAAUGUUUCUUUAAGGACUGAGUGCAAGUGUAUUCCAGGAUAUUUUGCCCAUAACCAGGAAUGUCUGGAAGUGUUAAAAGCUGGGCAGCCAUGUUGGGGGCGUGGCCAGUGUGUGGAUGGUGCAGAAUGUCGCGCUGACCUGGGCUGGGUGUGCACUUGUGGAUCAGCUUACUACGAGGAUAACUAUGGCUUCUGCUACAGAUUUAAAAGGGAAGGAACUCCAUGUAACGCCACCUAUGAAUGUACAGCGAACACAGAUUGUCGCGAUGAUGUCAACAAUGUGAAUGAUGUGCUGGGUAAAGAGGAGGUUCUGUGUCGCUGUAUCAACAACUUCAUCCCAAUAGAAGGCUUGUGUGUUGUUGACCCCUCUACAGAAGCAGGAUCUUCUGUACCUGAUGUUGUGCUUAUCUCUUCCAUUAUUGCUGCUUUGUUUUUCCUGCUAUUGCUGUUUGCUUUGUUCCUUAUUUUGUUCAGGAGAAGGAAACAAAAACGCAAGGAAGUGGACGAGUCUAUGAGUUCCAUGUCUGACAGUGCCAGCAUGGCUAGCACCCUCAAGCCUCCCCGUCCUUACCUAGGCUACGCUGUCCCAUUCUACAUGCCCCCUCCCCCCUCCAUCAACAGUGGCAAUGGCAAGUCCCCAGUGUCAGACAUGACCCUAGAGUUCUACAAACCUAAGAAAGGUGGUGGGGGCAAAAGUCAGGAUGUGAUCAGUGCCUCUAUGAACCUAGAUGAAGAGGAAAUCUAA